CCCCCGCGCAAGCAAGCACACACAGACACACACACACGCGCACAUUCACACACUCUCUUCAGCACCCGCUCCCGACGCCGCGACCAUGGACCAUUCUGAAGCGUACGAGGCUGUAUUCCGGACUCUGCUCCGGUUCUACCAGUCUAAGUCCUUGGUUGAUGAUAAAAGUGCCAGCAAGGAGCUCGUGUUCAACCCUGAAGCGGUCAUCGCCCACUGCUUCAAGCAGUUCAAGCAGGAAGACUUCUACCUGCCUCAGAGCCCCUGGAGGAUCAUCAUCUUGCCUUGAAAGGAGGCUCUGAUGCCCGUCAAUCCCACCCCCCAACCCCAGGCUCCCCCCAAGCACACCCCCAGCUCCAAAGCCCUGGAAGUUGGGGACAUCCAAGGACAGCCAGAGGGCCCAAGGGCCUGGCUGACCCAGAGGCUGAGGGUUCGGCAGGACCUGGAGUCAUUUGGCAGCAUACAGAGGUGGCUGCGGAACAAGUCCAGACUCACGCCUUUGGAGGCCAAGGUCCUACACGAGAGCCACAAGGAGCAUGAGGCCCGGCUGAUGGACCAACUGGCCACUACCAGAGACACCAAGCUCACCAUCCCCUCCAUCCAGUACACAGACCAGUGCCGCCUGGUGCACAGCGGGAAUAAGCACUUUGAUGAGCACUGCCUCCCGUCCACCAUCCACGGGGAGAUGGAGGCGGUCAUCAACAGGUCGCGCACCGACACCUUUCUGGUCUACCUGCAAUGCUGGAAGCUCUGCAAAUCCUACAACCUCCCGCUGACCGAGGACGUCCUCGUGAGAGCCCUGAUGUACCCGGGGGACAAGAUCAUUUUCCAGAAGGACCAGGUGCUUCCAAUCCGGCAACCGGGAGGCUACUACUCGGACCUGAAGAUCUUCAGUCCGAACCUGGCCCUGCUCCGAUCCCAGGGCGUUUCCAAACCUGUGGCUCAGAAGCCUGACAAGAACAUGCUGAAGAAAAUCAAGAAAGUCAGCUUUAAGAAGUUUGAGGAAUUCACCAGGAAGCUGAAGGCGAAGAGGCCGAGUGGUCCGCAGCUAACCCAUCCCAAUUUCUUCUGGCCGGGUCACCUCCUGGACAAGCUGAAGCUCUACCUGCCCACUGUGACCAUGGACCGGAGCCUGGCGCUCUUCAGUUGUGUCCAACGCCGGUCCCAGGCCUACUCAGCCACCUACCAUCCCGACCACUGGUGGCCCAUUAAGGACAUGAACUACAUGACCUAUGCCUAUUACGAUGCCCCCAAGAUCUACCACAUCAACUAGACUGGCCCAAGUGUCGCCAAACCUAGCCAUCCUGGGGCCGGGACCAGUGUAGCUAGCAGCCCAGAGCUGUAGACACAGGGACGGUAUCAAAGAAGCAAACAAGAGAAGUCAUUUCAGUGGGAAGGCCCGGGCCAGCUCUCUCCAGACUCAAAGUGUGCAGUGUCUCAGAGAGUGGAUGUGUCCAGGGCAAGAUGUGGGUUUUGAGCAUUUCCCUCU
Mesoplodon densirostris (Blainville's beaked whale) is the source of this 1486-nucleotide messenger RNA. RefSeq names its product EF-hand calcium binding domain 12 (gene EFCAB12). The record is from RefSeq and is a predicted model, not a curated record. NCBI's taxonomy places the organism in Eukaryota, Metazoa, Chordata, Mammalia, Artiodactyla, Ziphiidae. The transcript is spliced from 6 exons.